ACUAAUGCGGCACUUUACGAUGAAAUUCAACGAUUGCUUCAGCGUAUCGCUACUACGGGAGAAGAGCGAAGGGUCCAAGCUGCCUUGGCCGCCAGGAUUGCACUAGAACACUCCGUUAACGCAGAUGAAACUCGUGAAGAAGAGCUAAUGGAAAUUGAUCCUGCUUCUGUGGGUACUUCAAAUCGUACUGGUCCUGUUGAUGAGAAUGAGGACGAUUUCGACAAGAUGUCGUCUAGUGAAACGCAGUCACGAAGUGCAAGUACAUCGGUAUCUCGUGUCGUCACACCUGAGCCCGUUCAAGAACCCUCUUCUCCAAUGCAAGGUCGGAAACUACGCUCUUCGGGGAGAAGACUUUUGUCAAGGCGAGAACUUUAUAAGAAAGCUAGAGGAAAUGCCAUACAACGAAAAUAA
Dracunculus medinensis (Guinea worm) is the source of this 411-nucleotide messenger RNA. Lineage: Eukaryota; Metazoa; Nematoda; Chromadorea; Rhabditida; Dracunculidae. The record is from the annotation of a GenBank genome assembly.